AUGGAUGUUCAAGUUACCAGCAGGUUACCACAUGUGAAGAAAGUCAAGAACGACGUGAAUGGUGUAGGGAGCGUCAGAACUGGGGUAUUCGUCGCUGGUCACGUGUCAUGUUUUCAGAUGAAUCCCUAUUCACUUUGGACUUCCUUGACAGGUGUGGUUGGGUCUGGCGACAAUGAAAUGAAUGUAUCUAAUGUGAUGGAAGAAGACAAAAUAUACACGUUGAAUGUCUCAUAUGACACUACCAGUCAUAAAGUGAGAAAUUCCAGUACUGUACGAGUAAUUAUUCCAGUAAUUAAAGGGAAAACACAGGUUGUGAAAAUGUUUGCUGUAGAUUCAUUGCUGAAACUAGAGGUCGUUUUGGGAGCUAGUGAAUCCGAAGUAAGCUUCAGGAAUCUUGAAUUGCAUGGGUUUGACUGGCCAGUGGAAGAUGAAGCUCUCUUGACAUUCAAGAACCAUAAGCAAGAUCCACAUCUAUUAUUCUUACCAGAAGAUAUUCUUGGAGCGAAUGACACUAAUUUCUAUCUUGUUAUUAGAGUUAAGAAAGGUCAGAUUUUCCAUGGUGAAGUUGAUGAAUCACACAGACUGAAGAGUCAGAUUGGCAUACAGACAUUUACUGUUGAGUGUUCUUACUGGAGUGAGGCACAUGAAGAGUGGAAACAGGAUGGUUGUAUGGUCAGUCCCUUUACAACUGUAACAACUUUACACUGCUGGUGUAGUCAUCUGACUGUGUUUUCUGGUGGUAUUUUCAUUUCACCCAACACUGUCGAUCCAAUUGGUGAUAUAGCCUUGUUCCUGACGUUUUUCCAAAACCCUGUGGUGGUCACCCUCGUUGUUGCCGUUUGGAUUCUGUUCAUUAUGUUGCUCAUCUGGGCACGCAGAGUAGAUCAGAAUGAUUUAAGAGAGGAAAUGUUACACAUGCCGUAUGUGGCCUGGCAUUGUCCUGCUGAAAGAGUUCUCUCUGUUGAUCCACAAGAUUUCAUACGGUAG
Messenger RNA from Gigantopelta aegis, 987 nucleotides. RefSeq lists its product as uncharacterized. NCBI's taxonomy places the organism in Eukaryota, Metazoa, Mollusca, Gastropoda, Neomphalida, Peltospiridae. The transcript has 6 exons. Bases 1 to 987 code for a protein of 328 amino acids. The record is from RefSeq and is a predicted model, not a curated record.